This is a messenger RNA of Penicillium robsamsonii, 462 nucleotides long. RefSeq lists its product as uncharacterized. The record is from RefSeq and is a predicted model, not a curated record. The transcript has 3 exons. Bases 1 to 462 code for a protein of 153 amino acids. Lineage: Eukaryota; Fungi; Ascomycota; Eurotiomycetes; Eurotiales; Aspergillaceae.
AUGCGUAAUAUGAUAUUCGAAGGGAAGGCCCUCCGACGGUUGAGCACAAUGUGUGCUGAAAUCCCGGCAUUGCCUGACGAACGUAGCUUGGGAAUACACAUCUUCUACAAACUAGAAUGCCCUGCAUCCUACGAUAUACCUGGACUUACUGGUUCCCAAGACGACACCAUUGAAUAUCCGCGGACUUCGUACUGGAAGAGGACGAGGCGUUUUUACGGAAGCGUCGACAGCGGCUUUCACAGCUAUAUUCAUUUAUCUUGCUCAGGACUAACACCCAGAAGUGUCGGGUUGAGAGUGAAUUCUCUUCUUUCUACCUCACCCGGUGGUGAGGCUCAAUGGAAGGAGGCAAAUUUCGACGCAGUGCUCCGUUCUGACGAGGUCGGGAUUCCCAUGCCCGCUAGGCAUCAAGGUAUAGGUAAAAGGCAAGCUAGAGAAACACGGCGAUAUGUUAAUCCGGCUUAA